AUGGCCUGGUGUGGAGUAUGGGCACGUAUGGGUGACGCGUUGGCGACCGACGUGUCGUCGGAAGUCGGAAGGCAACUAUACACCAGGCGGGCGAACGAUGUGGGAACUGGAAGACCGGCCUAUGUGGCACAAGAUAGAAUAAUUGCAAGUGCUACGGAUGACCUCUAUCGAGGGUUUUCUUCUAUCUUUGAUGUCUUGAUGCAAACGAGCCAAUCGGUCAACGACGCCAUUGUCACUCCUGGCGUUGACAGUGAGGAAGAAGAGGAUGACGAGGACAUCGGGCCACCGGCGCAGGGACCACCUAACUUCGAUCCGGCAAUCCUAGAUAUGGACAUACAACCCAGGAACAGGGCGUGGGAUAGGAAGGAAGGACCCGUGAAAGUUGAAAGAGGAAUGAACCGUGGGCUAGAGAUGGUGGAAGAAGAAGAGGACGAGGACGAUGAAGAUGAAGAAGACGAGGAAGACGAUGACGAAGAAGAAGAAGAAGACGAUGAUGAAGACGACGAUGAUUUAGACCGUGGCUUCGACGAAGUGUUACCAGAAGAAGAUCCAGGCUCUACAGAUGAUUGA
Messenger RNA from Macrosteles quadrilineatus (aster leafhopper), 570 nucleotides. RefSeq names its product nucleolin-like. Lineage: Eukaryota; Metazoa; Arthropoda; Insecta; Hemiptera; Cicadellidae. The record is from RefSeq and is a predicted model, not a curated record. The transcript is spliced from 4 exons. The coding region runs from base 1 to 570 and encodes 189 amino acids.